UAUAUAUAGUAUACAUUCAAGUGCGUCGAUGUAUGUGUGUAUAAUAAAUUAACGUCUUUUUUAUCGCUUCAAUGAUAAACCGUUUUGCUUGAUUGGUCUAAGGCACAUAAAUGCAGAAUAAAUAAAGCACAACAAAUGCUUACGGUGUUGUUGCACCUUGUUGUUGCUUUUCUAUGAUAAGAACGAAGCGUGUGAUAUCAUAUGCCAAAUAUUAUAUCCUAUCCAUAUCUAUUCUUUUUGGGGUGUGGUGGGCAGCAGUCAGGUGUAUAUGAGUUUUCCUAGAAAUCCUACUUGUGUGGGUCUUUCAAUAUUUUACUUUAUUGCUAUUAAAACAUUGUAGCCAACAAAUUACCUGAAAAACCUAGAACCCUUGACAUCUUAUUUCAGCACAAGCUCGGUGACCUCUUAUUUAGAAAUAUAUUACAGAAAAGUUACAAUAUACUACAACAAAGGAGAUGUUCGAAUUAUACAGCAUAAGCAAAAAUGAUAUUUUACCGGAAAAUUUGGCAAUAAAGAAUAACUAUGAUAACACAAAUGGAUAUACUUUUGAAAACCAAUCACUGAGCAAUUCAGCAGUAAUUUUUUCCAAUGGAAAUACUUCAAAAAUAAGGGUAAAUAAGCGAUCUGAAGUACCCAAAUUUAAUUCCGUGAGACCAGUGCUUCGUAGAAGCGAACGGAUUAAAAACCAAAUAGAAAAACGGAGCAUGCAAUCCAUGGCGAUCCAAGAGCAACCCACAUCUAAAUCUAGUCGAUCUGCGAGACUUACGAUUCCGACCAGUCGCAACUGCAAAACUAAAAGGUUCUCCCCACCGCCCAUGUACUUCGAAUGUGCAGAUAUAAAUGGAAAGCUUUAUAAACUAGGCGAUCUGUCAGACGACAUGGAAGCAGGCACUUCUUUCAGGAGGCACCAGCAGAAGUCGCUUAGCCAAAUACAGCGCCCCAACUUGGGAACUUCUAGACCUCGUCGAGCAAGACAACCCAAGGAUCCAAUUAACUGUAUGGUUGCAAGUCCACCAAUUCCCAAUGAGGGAUUGCCUGAAAAAGAGGUGCCUCGUAGGAAUGAGCGUAUUCAAAAUAUAGAGGAGAGACUCAAGAUACCCGAGGAAACCAAUCCUAAGGAGCAAAACCUAGGUAGUCUUGUUAAUAUGCAGCCAUCACGAAGCAAGUCUGAUCGUUUCGAAUAUUCGGAUAUAGACAAAAAGUUUGAUAAACUAAAAGACAUUUCUGAAAACAUGAAACUUGGAUUAGUUUUUCGAGAGCGACAGCAAAAACAACAGCACCAAAGAAGUCGUCGAAAACUAGGAACUGCUGGACCACGUCAAAUAGGACUUUUAAAGAAGAAUUCUAUAAAGAUUUCAUCGCAUCCCUUACAGAGAGAUUUAUCAGUAAUAGAUUUAGAAUCAUUAAAUACUCCGAAAAAGGCGAAAGAACCACCUCUGCUGAGGAGAAGUGCGCGAAUUCAAGAACUUAAAUGCAAGAGAGAAUCUUUGGAAGCCAGUUUAAAGAAGGAUAAAGAUCAACCUAUGUCGAAAAAGGAGCCACAGCUUAAAAAAAAGCUAGCUAUUCAACGUGAGUCUCAGAAAUGUUGCAAGUGCAAAACUAGGGUGUUUCCACCAUACUUUGAGUGCGCCGAAAUAAAUGGAAAGCUUUAUAAACUCAGCAACGUAACCGAAGAUUUGGAACUUGGCGCUGCCUUCCGGAAGCAGCAGAAAUCGCAAAAUAAAAACACUCGACGAAACUUGGGGACUGCAGGACCUCGUCGCGCAGCUGACUCUAAGAAAAAUACUGCAAAGAAAUCUUCUGCCACAUCAAGAAAUUAAACUUUCGUUAUAAGAAAUAGUUGAAAUUGCAUGUUAAAAAUAUCACAGAUCCUAAAAGACAAACUAUAUGUAUUUGUCAGUA
This is a messenger RNA of Drosophila rhopaloa, 1902 nucleotides long. RefSeq lists its product as uncharacterized. Bases 456 to 1820 code for a protein of 454 amino acids. The transcript has a single exon. The record is from RefSeq and is a predicted model, not a curated record. NCBI's taxonomy places the organism in Eukaryota, Metazoa, Arthropoda, Insecta, Diptera, Drosophilidae.